Molecule: messenger RNA, 1849 nt
Organism: Mytilus californianus (California mussel)
Lineage: Eukaryota; Metazoa; Mollusca; Bivalvia; Mytilida; Mytilidae
Product: tetratricopeptide repeat protein 36 homolog
Exons: 5
Coding region: 49-612 (187 amino acids)
Biological process (GO): cilium assembly
Molecular function (GO): protein binding
Source: RefSeq, a predicted model, not a curated record
CUGACGUCCCUUUCCCCUUACUUAUAUUUCCCUUGUAACGAUCUUGAAAUGUCGUUUGAAAAUACGGGAAUUUCUGAACAUGAUAAAGAAGUUUUGGACAGAUUGUUUAAUCCAAACUUACCGUACGGUGAUGUAGUUGAAGACAAUAAAGACACACCAUCUACUGAAGAGGAAGUUGAAACUGAUGAAAUAAAACAAGUAAAGAUUCUUGAAGCAGAUGGAGUUAAGGCAGCUGAAUCUGGGGACCUACAUAAGUCACUGGACCUCUUCUCUAAGGCCAUCAAUGUAUUACCUAGGAGGGCAUCUGGAUAUAAUAAUAGGGCACAGGCCCUUAGACUUAAAGGAGAUAUUGAGGGUGCCAUAGAUGAUUUGAAUAAAGCUAUUGAUUUAAGUAAUGGACAUGGUCAAGUAGCUUGUCAGGCCUAUACACAGAGAGGAUUAAUCUACAAACUAGAAGGCAUGGAAGAAGAAUCUCUAGAAGAUUUUAAACAUGCAGCUUCUUUAGGAGGACAGUUUGCAAAGCAGCAGGUGGUUGCCAUGAAUCCAUAUGCUGCCAUGUGUAAUCAGAUGUUGUCAGAAGUCUUUCAUAAAAUCAAAUGUGGAGAAAUGUAGGUCAAGGACAAAUGAAUGAAACCUGGAAGAGUCAUAUUAUGUUUUUGUUGCAUCAAAAUACCACUUCAUUAUUUGAAUGACCAUAAAAUAUUCAGUUUGUUAUUUUAAUACAUUUUUUUUCUUGAUUACCAAUGUAUUCUAGAUUUCAGAAGAGAAAAGCAAAAGUUUAAGAAAAAAACCAUUAAUGAAUUAGAAUUUUGUAACAAUGAUAAAGCCCUUUUCAGUAUUAAUAUAUUUUUCAAUAAUGUUGUGAUGUUCUAAAAAGUAUUUUUGUUUUAUUUGUUUUAGUAAAGUAGAUGAUAAGAAAGUUGAUGCUACAGUGAUCUAAUUUAGUGUGGGUCUGAGGUCCUGGACCUGUGUUUUCUGUGAGGAAACUUUUCAUUUUUGAAUUACAAAAGUCAAAGACCUUCCCUUCUUUACACUGAUACAGGACCUUUGACUUUCUUAAGCAGAACCUUUCAUUAUUUAAAGUAAAUUUGAACCCCGGUACUACAAAGUGAUCUGAGAAUGCAACUGUUAUUAUACGACCGCAAAAAUUGACAAUUUUUUGGUCGUAUAUUGGUAUGACGUUGGCGUCGUCGUCGGCGACGGCGUCGUCCAAAGACACAUUGGUUUUCGCAAUCUAACUUUAGUUUAAGUGAAUGGAUCUCCAUGAAAUUUUACCAUAAGGUUCAAUACCACGAAAGGAAGGUUGGGAUUGAUUUUGGGGGUUAUGGUACCAACAGUUAAGGAAUUAGGGGCCAAAAAGGGGCCAAAAAUAAGCAUUUUUGUAACUUCCAGACAAUAACUUGUGUGUAAGUGUAUGGAUCUCUCUGACAUUGUACCGCAAGGUUCCAUAUCACAAAGGGAAGGCUGUAAUUGAUUUUGGGGGUAAUUGCCUCAAAAUUUUAGGAAUUAGGGGCCAAAAAAGGGGCAAAAAACAAGCAUUUUUCUAGUUUCAUGACAAUAACUUGUGUGUAAGUGUUUGGAUAUUUCUGAAAUUGUACUACAAGGUUCCAUAUCACAAAGGGAAAGCUGGAAUUGAGUUUGGGGGUAAUUGCCCAAAACGUUUAGGAAUUGGGGGCCAAAAAGGGGCCAAAAAACACAUUUUUCUAGUUUCCAGACAAUAACUUGUGUUCAAGUGUAUGGAUCUCUCUGAAAUUGUACUGCAAGGUACCAUACCACAAAGGGAAGGCUGGGAUUGAGUUUGGGGGUGAUGAAUCAUAAGGGGGUUCAAAAAAUUUGGGGGGGGGGAAUU